Batrachochytrium dendrobatidis JAM81 is the source of this 1227-nucleotide messenger RNA. RefSeq lists its product as uncharacterized. Gene Ontology annotation, cellular component: nucleus; Smc5-Smc6 complex. The record is from RefSeq and is a predicted model, not a curated record. Gene Ontology annotation, biological process: double-strand break repair via homologous recombination. Gene Ontology annotation, molecular function: ubiquitin-protein transferase activity. NCBI's taxonomy places the organism in Eukaryota, Fungi, Chytridiomycota, Chytridiomycetes, Rhizophydiales. The coding region runs from base 1 to 987 and encodes 328 amino acids. The transcript has 6 exons.
AUGGGUGUUUCUGGAUAUACUCGCUCUGCUUCUUCACUCAUUGCUGAUGUGGAUAUAGAAUCUGAUCAUGCUGAUAUUACUGAACAUACUUUAACAAAUGAAUCCACAUAUGGAGAUGUGCAUCGCAUGUUUCUGCAAGGUUUAAUGGUUCGCCAAGUCAUGACUGUUACUGAUGCUACAGAACUGUAUACCAAGAUAGCACAGCAAGAAAAAACAAGUAUGCUUGGGCUUGCAGCUUUUGUAAACCAGAUCAAUGCCGAAUUAGGAAACAAAGUAGGGUUAGAGGUCAAGAGAGGUAUUGAUCCAAAUACUGGCAAAGACACUUUGGUUUUGAUCAAUAUUCAUACCGAUGAACUUGCACAGUUGGCUGCUGCCUACACUCCUAGCGAAGUCAGCUUUUUCAAAAAGAUGAUUGAGCUUUUGAUUGUAGAAAAAUCCAAUGGAUUAUAUGAGCUUUCUUCAUUAAAGGCAUUAAGAGCUGCAUCUCAUGUCAAACCUGCACUAACCAAAGAAAACGCAGAAAUGCUUAUUUCUCGCUUGGUUCAAGAUAAUUGGCUACUAGAUAGAAAUGGAAAGUUGACUCUUGGAGUUAGAUCCAUCUUUGAAUUGCGUCCAUAUCUGUUGGAAGAGUACCCCGAAGAUAUUUUUGAAUGUUCGUCUUGUUUCCAGAUUCUUACCACCAAUACAACGCAAUGUGCCAAUAACGAAUGUAAUGUUGCAUUACAUCAACACUGUGUUUUUAAAGUUUUUGGGGACCGAGCAAUUCGCAAUUGCUACAAGUGCACUACACCAUGGCCUGUUACAUUGGAGCACCAACAGGACCAAACAGUAAAUAAUCAUGGAGAAUCAAUAGAAGAAAAUUCAGCACCUGUACGCGACCAAUUCACCCAAGAUAAAGACGAGGUUGAUACCGAUUGUAUGUCGAAUUCUGGUGACGAGCAAAUAGUGGAGUCGCGCUCUGCGAAACGAAAACAGAUGUCUACUUGAAAGAAAAAUGCAAAAGGACUGCUAAACUCUGCACUAAUAACAAGAUUGAUACUCAAACAUGUGUAAUCGCUUGUACAAGAUGGAUAUCAAAGAGCUUUUAGUGCCAGAAAAAUCAUCAUGUAAAAUUGACACUCUUCAUUAUACACAUCUUGUAUUUCCAUUCACAUGUGCUGGUUUUAUAUAAAAUGAUCAAGGUUGGAUUGGUAAUAAAGUAUUCAGACUGUCAUAGUUUAUUUUGAA